Molecule: messenger RNA, 1458 nt
Organism: Phascolarctos cinereus (koala)
Lineage: Eukaryota; Metazoa; Chordata; Mammalia; Diprotodontia; Phascolarctidae
Gene: CITED2
Product: Cbp/p300 interacting transactivator with Glu/Asp rich carboxy-terminal domain 2
Biological process (GO): regulation of DNA-templated transcription; sex determination; left/right pattern formation
Cellular component (GO): nucleus
Molecular function (GO): transcription coactivator activity
Source: RefSeq, a predicted model, not a curated record
GGGAAGGGAAGGGGAAAAAUAAAAGAGAAAGGGGGCUUGGGUCUUCAGGCGCAGCAGCAGCAACAAGACGACAGCAAAAAUAUCACGUAACCGACCUCGGAGGAAACAAGGAAAAUACUCUAUAUGCAGCUGGGCGGUUUUUAAACCGAGAGAUUCUACCAACAACCUUCGGAACAGAAAGAGCAAAGACCGGAGAAGGGUUGGAAAUGGCUGACCACAUGAUGGCCAUGAACCACGGGCGCUUCCCCGAUGGCACCAACGGGCUGCAUCACCACCCUGCUCAUCGGAUGGGAAUGGGUCAGUUUCCAAGCCCUCAUCACCACCACCAGCAACAACAACAACACGCCUUCAAUGCCUUAAUGGGCGAGCAUAUACACUAUGGCGCUGGGAAUAUGAAUGCCACUAGCGGGAUCAGACAUGCGAUGGGGCCAGGGACUGUGAAUGGAGGGCACCCCCCCAGCACUAUGCCCCCCACGGCCAGAUUUAACAACUCCCAGUUUAUGGGGCCCCCAGUCGCCAGCCAGGGAGGCUCCUUACCGGCCAGCAUGCAGCUGCAGAAGCUAAACAACCAGUAUUUCAACCAUCACCCUUAUCCCCAUAACCACUAUAUGCCGGAUUUGCACCCUGCAAGCCACCAGAUGAACGGGACGAACCAGCAUUUCAGAGAUUGCAACCCAAAGCACAGCAACAGCAGCGGCAACAGCGGCGGUAGCAGCAGCAACAGCAGCAGCAACAUGCCUUCCUCGGUUCCCCACGUCCCUGCUGCGAUGCUGCCUCCCAAUGUCAUAGACACUGACUUCAUAGACGAGGAAGUGCUCAUGUCCUUAGUGAUAGAAAUGGGUUUGGACCGCAUCAAGGAGCUGCCUGAACUCUGGCUGGGACAAAACGAGUUUGAUUUUAUGACGGACUUCGUGUGCAAACAGCAGCCCAGCAGAGUGAGCUGCUGACUUAAUUUAAACAACAACGACAACAACAAUGACAACCACAACAACGACAACCACAACAACAAAAGAAACAGAUCCGACUUUUUUGGUGUGAAUUAAAAACAUUCCCUUAGACACAGUAUCUCGCUUUUCAGGUCUUGAACGGUUUGAGAACUUGGAAAACAGUAAACUAUAAAACUUGUACAAAUUGGUUUAAAAGAAAAUUGCUGCCACUUUUUUGGGGUUUUUUUGUUUUUCUGUUUUGUUUUUUGUAGCCUUGACAUUCACCUCCCUUAUGUAGUAGUAAUAUCUAGCUAACUGGUCUUUUCUGUUGUUUUUACUCCUUAUUUCCUCACUUAAUUUCUACAGUGCUCAACUGUUAGAUAUUAAUCUUGGCAAACUGCUUAAUCUUGUGGAUUUUGUAGAUGGUUUCAAAUGACUGAACUGCAUUCAAAUUAUGAGUGGAAGGAAAAAUUGCAUUAGUUGGUUGCAUGAACUUUGAAGGGCAGAUAUUACUGCACAAACGCUGCCAUCU